Clarias gariepinus (North African catfish) is the source of this 878-nucleotide messenger RNA. Its product is annotated as neurexophilin-2. Bases 30 to 779 code for a protein of 249 amino acids. The record is from RefSeq and is a predicted model, not a curated record. NCBI's taxonomy places the organism in Eukaryota, Metazoa, Chordata, Actinopteri, Siluriformes, Clariidae. The transcript has 2 exons. Gene Ontology annotation, molecular function: signaling receptor binding.
CAAGAGGUAAAGUUGGUGUGUGUUCCAGGAUGUUCUCCGCUUGUGUCCUGGUGUGGAUCACUGUUCCUGCAUUAAACUGGAUGUUCUCUGUCCAUGUUGAAGGACACACUGGCCUUCAGCACAGACCAAGGCGAGGUGAUGAAUCAAAUAUUCAGACCUUAAAUAUAGAAACUGUUGCUGCUCAUCAUGCUUUUCUCGAAAUGCUCCAAAUUGAGCACAAGCUUGAGGACCAGUUCACGGAUUACACGAGCCUCCAUCCGGCAAACCAGCAGACUAAAAGGCGUCCGGCUUUCAAACCCGGGAAACUGAGGAAGAUGUUCGGCUGGGGAGACUUCCACUGCAGAGUCAAGACUGCGUCCCUGGAUCUUCUUAUCAAAGGGAAGAUUGUGGACCAUGGAAACGGAACCUUCAGCGUCCACUUCCUGUGCAACGCCACCGGCGUCGGGAACAUCACAGUCGGAUUAGUGCCGUCCACCAAGAUCGUGGGGUUCGGGUCGACGCCGCGGGAGGUCAGGGAACCUGUAGAGUCGAAGCUGUUCAACUGCAGGGUGGAGUCGGAGAAGAUGGAGCAGAGCAAGAGGGGCGUGAGGUGCAGUUACGACCCGUCGAAGAGCUGCGAUCAUCAGCAGACACACAGCCACGUCUCGUGGACGUGCUCCAAACCAUUCAAGGUCAUCUGCGUGUACGUGUCCUUUCACAGUGUAGAGUUCAAACUGCUGCAGAAAGUCUGUCCGGAUUAUAACUACCACAGCGACGCUCCGUACGUCCGUUCGGGAUGAUCGGGAGAUAUCGGACAUGUGACAGGACAAAGCCGAGGAGAGUUUUUGUACAAACAUACAAUAAAUACAUUUCUGUAGACGGUUAGUUAAAUUAAAACU